UGUACGUACUAUAGACAUCUACGUACGCAAAUUAACCAAGUUUAUUUUUGCCAUCAGAUCUGAAAGUACGGAGUAGUGAUACUAAAUAUUAGUGACUCUCUCAAAUAUAUCAUGUUAGCAUUGUAUGCUUCCUCACAAUCAAUGGCUUUAUUAGAAGAUCAUAGGAGAGCCAUUGAUCACUUUACAGAUUCAUUCACCUUUUAUGAUCAAAAUAUCGACAUUCAAUCUCUUCUCCAUCAGCCUCCGCCGUCCACGACAGCUGUCACCGGUGACGACCCCACGAUCGUUAAGAAGCUAUGUCACAAUGCUAGUGAACGUGAGCGUAGGAAGAAACUCAACAGUUUGUAUGCCUCUCUCCGCUCUCUUCUUCCGCCUCCGCCUGCUGAUCGAUUAAUGAAAAAGCUAAGCAAUCCAUCCACAAUUUCACGAACCAUAAUGUACAUACCUGAGCUUCAAAAUCAAGUGAAAGGACUAAUUCAGAAAAAGGAAGAGCUCUUAUCGUGCAUUUCAAGGAGAUCAGUGGAGCUUAUUUAUGAAGAAAGGCAUAAGAAAAGCUCCUCAGCUUAUUGGAGAACUUUGUCUAAUGUUUCAGCCAGUAGGCUUAAUGAGAGAGAAUUAGUCCUUCAAAUUUCCUCAUUUAAGGUUCAACAAACUCCAUUAUCCCAUAUUCUGGUUGAUCUAGAGGAAGAUGGCUUUCCAGUACUAAACGCAACUUCUUUUGAGUCGUUUGGAGGGAGGGUCUUCUAUAACAUUCAUUUACAGGUAGAAAAGACUUACAAAAUGGGUGCAAACAACUCGAAUGGGAAUUUUUUAUCAUCGUAAUCACUAAUUGUUAUUUCACCAUGAUAAUAUGCAUGUUAAUUCAUUGGUUAUUUUGUUCAUGUGUUUUUUGGCUACUAUAGAGAUGUCUGGUAUCUCGAAAUGAAUUGUAUCUCAUUCUCACUACUUGAGAUUGAGAUAUUCUCAAGUGUUGUAAUUUGUUGUAGUUAUUAUUUAAUUAAUAUAUUAAGCUUUCC
Molecule: messenger RNA, 1016 nt
Organism: Humulus lupulus (European hop)
Lineage: Eukaryota; Viridiplantae; Streptophyta; Magnoliopsida; Rosales; Cannabaceae
Product: transcription factor ORG2-like
Exons: 3
Coding region: 112-822 (236 amino acids)
Biological process (GO): regulation of transcription by RNA polymerase II
Cellular component (GO): RNA polymerase II transcription regulator complex
Molecular function (GO): RNA polymerase II transcription regulatory region sequence-specific DNA binding; protein dimerization activity; DNA-binding transcription factor activity, RNA polymerase II-specific
Source: RefSeq, a predicted model, not a curated record